GGCGGCGGCAGCAGCAGCGCGGGGCGGGCGCUCCCCGCUCCGCUCCCGCCGCUCCCGGAUGGCGGCCGCGGGGCCCCCCCGGCGCGCAGCGGGCGGGAGGAGCGGCCCCGGGCGGCGGUAGCGCAGCGCGGAGCGGGCGGCAGCCAUGGCCGACCCCAGCCACAUCCAGUCGGCUGCUUCCAAGAGCAUCCGUCCCUUCCGCUCGAGCGAGGAGUACCUGGAGGCCAUGAAGGAGGACCUGGCCGAGUGGUUCAACACCCUCUACGACCUGGACAUCCAGGCGGACACGUUCCUGGAGAGCCUGGAGACGGGCUCUCACCUCUGCCGCCACGCCAACAACGUCACCCGCAGCGCCCGCGCCUUCCAGCGCCGGCACCUGGAGCCGGGCGCACGCGUCCCCCGCAACGAGGUGCUCUUCCAAGCCAAGAACGUGGCUCCCGGCUCCUUCGUCGCCAGGGAUAACAUCUCCAACUUCAUCCGGUGGUGCCGGCAGGACCUGGGCAUCCAGGACGUGCUCAUGUUCGAGACCAACGACCUGGUGCUGAAGAAGAAUGAGAAGAACUUUGUGCUCUGCUUGCUGGAGGUGGCCCGCAGGGGAGCCAAGUUCGGCAUGUUGGCGCCCAUGCUCAUCCAGAUGGAGGAGGAGAUCGAGGAGGAGAUGAGGGACCAAACGGGGACGCAGCGCCAGGAGAGCCGGGACCCACAAGCACCCUCCUACCCUGGAAGGACCCGGCCUGUCACCCUCUGCGACCUGAAGAACCUGGAUGAGCUGGUGCGGGAGAUCCUGGAAUGCUGCUCCUGCCCCUCCCAGUUCCCCAUGGUCAAGGUCUCGGAGGGGAAAUACAAAGUGGGGGACUCCAACACCCUCAUCUUCGUCCGGGUGCUCCGGAGCCACGUCAUGGUGCGUGUGGGGGGCGGCUGGGACACGCUGGAACAUUACCUGGACAAGCACGACCCGUGUCGCUGCUCCUCGCUCUCCCACCGCCAGCCCGCGCCCCCCCCCGCCUGCCCCAGCCCCGGCCCCCCCCGGCGCCCCCCCGGCAGAGCCGUGGGGCUCACGGGCACCCCCAGGCCCGGCUCCAGGCAGGACGGGGGGUCCCCGCGGGGGGGCCCGGCCCCACGGCCCGGCUCCGGCUCCAGCAGCCCCGGCAGGAGCCCCGCACGGGCAGCGGGCAGUGCGCUCAGGCCCCGCGCCCGCCGCUGCUCGGGCGACAGCGACUCCUCGGCCUCCUCCGUGCCCAGCGCCCCCUCGGGCGCACCGAGACCCCGCGACGGGGCCCAUGAGGAGCCGGAGGGGCCGUGCCCGGGCCGUGCCCCGCAGCGCUCCCGCAGCCCGGCCCCGAUCCAUGCCCCGCAGCGCUCCCGCAGCCCGGCCCCGAUCCGUGCCCCGCAGCGCUCCCGCAGCCCGGGCGCGCAGCCGCUGCUGCUGAUCAGCCGCGGGCGGGACGGGCAGCACUCGUGGUCCCGCGCCCCGCAACGGGAGGAGCCGGAGGAGCCGGAGCGGCGGCCGCGGGCGCAGCGCUGGAUGGAGCCGGCGCAGGAGCAGCGGCUGUUGCGGGAGCUGGAGCAGGAGUUCCUCACCAACACCCGCGCCAUGGCCGAGCUGGAGGAUGCGGAGCCGCCCCCCGCGCCCCCCGCGGCCCCCGGCGCCGCUGAUUCUGCCUAUUGCUCCUCCAGCUCCUCCUCAUCCUCGCUCAGCGUGUUCGCCAAGCACAGCGCUCCCGCGGAGGACGGGCGGCGCAGCGCGGACGGGACGGGGCCCCCCCUGCCCGCACCCCACCGCAUGGCGCAUGUGGGGCACCAGCCCACCCUCUCCAGCUCCUCCGAUGAGAGCGGGGACGGCCCCGGCUCCGACACGGACUGGGUACCGGGGGAGGACGAGCUGGAGGAGCCCCCCCCGCCGCGGCCCUGCGCCCGGCCCCGGCUGGACACGCAGCCCCAUAGGAAGCCGUCGAGGAUCCCCACGCCGCGGGGCUGUGGGGCAGCGCCCCCCCGCUCCCCCAAGCCCGGGGGGCACAGGCCGUGGGGGGCUCUGCACAGCGUCCUCUCCUCCUUCCUGGAGCCCGCCUGGGCCCCGCGGGAGCACGAGGGGCUGGAGGAGGACUCCUGGCCAUGAGACAGCCCCAAGGAUGCCGUGGGGUGAUGCCGUGGGGUGAUGGUGGUGGCGCCGGCACCGAGGGACCACAGCCAUGGAUGACGGCCGUGGUACCGGGUACCCGGUGUGAUGGCCACAGAGCCGGGACCUGCUGCGCUUGGUGACUGUUGGGGAUGGGUCCUGCGAGGAGCCCCCAGCCUCAGUGAGCCCUGGAUGUGCCCCGGUCCCAUGGGGCGCUGCUCCAUGGGGGAGCCACAGCGUGGCCAUGGGGGUGGCCAGAGCAGAGAGCUGCAGCCUGGGCACAAGGGAACAGGGCUGGAGAGCAACCGGUUCUUCCUUCUGCAUCCUUGCCUGUCCUCAGCCUUCUCCUCUCCUUGUCUUCCUCAUCUUGGUGUUAUCUUCUCCUCCUUUUGGCUGUCUUAUCAUCGUCAUCAUCUUCUCCUUUCCUCCUUCUCUUUGUCUUCUCUUUCUCUCUUCUUCUCCUUCUUUCUUCUCAUUCUCUUCUCCGUCUUCUCUUUCUCUCUUCUUUCUUCUCUCUUCUCCGUCUUCUCUUCUUGCUUCUUCUUUCUUCUCUUCUCUCUUCUCCUUUCUUCUCUUUCUCUUCUCCGUCUUCUCUUUCUCUUCUCCUCUCUUCUCCUCCUUCUCUCCUCUCCUCUUCUCCUUGGCCACCUUCCCGUCUUCCCUCUCUCGCCUCUUCCUCUCCUCACCCGAGGUGACUCGGAGACAUGCCCCUUGUCACAACCCGCGUUCCCUCUGCAGCCCAUCAGGCCCCAGCACUGUCCAUGGCUCGGCUGAUGUCCCUAUGGUGGGACGGGGCUGUCCCUGGAGCCCCCCACCCCAUGGCCCUGCAUGUCCCCCCCCAGUAAAGACCAAUGGAGCCGAU
Molecule: messenger RNA, 2978 nt
Organism: Strigops habroptila (Kakapo)
Lineage: Eukaryota; Metazoa; Chordata; Aves; Psittaciformes; Psittacidae
Gene: GAS2L1
Product: growth arrest specific 2 like 1
Biological process (GO): microtubule bundle formation; actin crosslink formation; regulation of microtubule polymerization or depolymerization
Cellular component (GO): stress fiber; cytoplasm; actin filament
Molecular function (GO): cytoskeletal adaptor activity; actin filament binding; microtubule binding
Source: RefSeq, a predicted model, not a curated record